AACGCAAUUUUGACAAAGGGAUGCUUGCUCUGUUGAUGCUGGAACGCAUUCAGCAUCUGCUUGCACUGCUGUAGGCUUCUACUUGUCUCUUGCACAGAAAACCUGUUUAUUCAUGGCCAGAACAAUGCAACGGGAAACAUUUCCCGUGAUACACAUACACUGAUGAAACCCAUGCACCACAAAGCAUUUCAUUACCAUGCAAUCCUAGAUAUCCUGCAGGACCUCUAUGACAACGGCACACCAGAGCUGAGAUCACUCUCAGGCUGAAGGAUAGGGGCGAGUGCUGAGGAAUAAUAAACGUUAGUUGCGGGACACGUUCGCAUAUUUAUGCCUGGUGAUGCCGUCAGUAGUGAGUGAGUAAUAGUGACAUGUACGUAGGAGGGAGUUCUGCUGAGGAAUGGGCUGAAGGAAGAAGGGUCUGAUGAGUGAGGCUUGAAAUCAGGCAGGGAAAAGGAUUGGUCAUGGUUUGAGGAGGUUGAUGAAGGAUGGUCUGAUGAACAGGGAAGUAGGCUUUGAUAGAGGCUGAGCAAGGGCUGGAUAGGAUGUGCGGGUGGCGCACAGUGGCGGGAAGAGGGGGCGAGGGAGUGCCAGGACGCGCGCUGGGCGGCAUGACGUCACGUGACUUAAAGCGUCACACCAAAACAAAACUUGCGAGGCGCAGGUCCUGUGCAGUCCGUGAGCCCGGCGGAUGCUGCUGCUCCAACCAGGUGACAGGGGACAGCCAAGGCCAACCAAGAAUCACACAGGUAUUGUGUGAUUACACGCUGCCUGACCAGUAACAUAUCCGUCUCCUGUUUACUAUGGGGGACGAGUGGAGCAUCAAGAGCCUAAGCCAGACUAUUGAAGAUGAUGAGGAGGAGGAUCUAGUGCCCACCACACCCAGCCAGGAGGACAUAGACAUCACCGCCCCUUCCACGGACAGCACCUCACUCCUUGCUGAUACUCAUGGCCCUGGCCGGCGGAAGGUGCCACAGACGCUCUCCCUUGGCCUCCCAGAAGACCCUGAGAGUGAGUCCCUUCCAUUCCUGCCCCUGGAGUGGGAGCCACAGUUCCCUGUGACGCCAGCCCAAGAAAAUGGACACUCCCCAGUGGAUAGGUUCCUCAAGGGCCGUGUUGACUCCCCCACUGAGGACCGGGACUUCGACAUGACACUGGGCAGCUGCAACGGCCAGGGUGAGCCCCUCCCAGGGUGCUCUGCCAUCUGGGCCACCAGGAGUGCAAGUGAGGUUGGGGUGGUGCGGGAGGCCAGCGGUGGCAAUGGUUCAGGCGAUGGCUCCAGCACCAGCAGCCGAGAGAAGGCUGCAGAAGAUGCCACCAAACAGGAAACGGCCAAGGAUGGGGAGAAAGAUACCACAGGAGGAGAGGAGGGCACUGGCAGUGGGGGACAGGGAGGAGGGGACCAGGGUAAAGGUGGGGAUAAGGGUGGCAAGAAGCGCUCGGGGACGGAGGAAGAGGAAGAAGAGAGCAGUCAUGAGCCGUCCAGUGACUCCAGUGAAGGGGUGGCAAUGACCAGCACCAGCAGGGACCACAAGCAGGAGGGUGAGGGGGUUGGACCUCCACAGCCGCAGACUGGAGUUGCCCCCACCAGUGAAAGUGGUCGAGAGAAAGCUGUCGAGUCCCAGGAUGAUCUGUUUGCCAGUCAGGAAGCAGAACUCCCACUCCACCCACUACAGAGAGAGGCCUUCCAACCACCAGAUCCUGAGCCGGAGGGCCUCACUGUGACCCCUGCCACCACCAUCCCCAUCCUGCAGUUGUCCCAGGAGGAGGAAGAGGCCCGGGAUCCCCUCAUCAUACAGUCGCCCCCAAGGAUGUUAGCAGACACUCCAGCCUGCACUGGGACAUCACCAUCAUCUCCCAGCAGCCCUCAUGUGCAGCUGUCACCCCUGAAGAGGAAGAGAAGAGACUCAGAGACUCCUUUCUCAGAGUCAGAUACAGCCCAGGUGCCUCUUAAACUGCGUAAGACAGAGCCACCCACCAGUUGCAGCAGUGAGUCAGGAGAGGAGCCAGUAAACGUGGGCUACAAGGCCCUUACCAGCAAGGAUGUGGAGAUCAGUCCCAAGCAGAUCCACCCACCCCUCCGAGCCUCAAAGCCACCACCACGCACAUCCACUGUCAGGUCACUCACCUUCCAGUCCAGCAGCAGCAGUGACGAGCCAUGCGAGGGACCGCUGAGGCUGCCAGUGGACACAGAGGCAGAGGAAGAGAGCAGUGACAAGGAAAGAUUCAGUGCACCAGUUACAGAAGGUGCCAGGGAAGAUAAUUCUGCUUCAGACAAACAAGGGGAGAGUGAGAGGGGAUCAGAUGUGAAACUGGCAAUAAGAUCUUUCCCAAUGCCCAUGAGGAUGCACGCUUCACCUGGUGGGGAGAGUGGCUCCCAAAGCUCUGAGAAGGAUGACAGUGAUGUUGAGAUCCUUGAGGACGACCCAAAGAAUCGCAGUGUAGAGGUGGUGUAUGAGAAGCCCAAGGGACGGCUCUCCCUUGAAUCAGGGAUGGAGUCACAAGACCUGAAUCUGGUGCUGGAGUCCUCCACUCAGCCUGACCCUCUGUUCAGAGACCCAGCCAGUCAGGACCGUAUGCAAAGUGAAUCAGAGCCACACCUGCGUCUGAGUGGGUCAGAACCUCCCCAGCCAAUGGAUCGCUCACCAGUGGGGGCAGCAGAUUGUGUUGAGGGCACCAUGCCAGCCACACAGAUAGAAAAAAUAUGCAAACCUGCCAUCCUCACCCAACCAGACAUUGAGUCUUUAAUUACUCUCCCUCUGCAAGAUUCUCAGACCAAAGGCAAACCCACUCAGACCACAGUAGGUGUAUUAGAAGAACCUGAGAGGGAGAAGAGCAGCCAGAGUGAAGCAGAGAGUCAGGAAAAGCAGGAAACUCAAGAAGAAAGCUCUCCACCUGAUGAUAGCCAGCCUUCUCAAGCAUCACUUAGGUUACAGAUGCCAAACAUUUGCACACCUUCCUCACAGGAGUGCCAGCACCUGCCAGAAAGUGAGUCCAUGUUUGUGAAGGUGUCAAAAGCUGCCAAUAAAAGGCUCCACCAAGAGGAACUGCUCACUGCAGACACAAAGAAAGAGGAAAAGAGUUUUGAGGUGAUUACUGACUCAUCCCUUGAGAUCACAGAAGUCGAUAAGACAGGGGAAGAUCUUUCCACCAAAGAGGCAUCAGAGGGGAGAAGCAUUGAGCCAGAGAGUGGCUCCAACUCUUCUACUACAGUGUAUCCCCUGACUCCCUCCAGAUCCUACCAGUCCACUCCCUUUGCUAGUCAGCACCUCAAGUCCUCACAGACAACAUCCCUCCUGGGUUCUGGCAGGAAGGAAGGUUCACAGAGUGCUGGCUCCACAGAGGGCACAAACACCAUCUUGGUGGAGAAGACAGACAGUGAGGAUGAAGGAACCCCUCAUAGAAAGCGUAAAAAAUUGCGCCCGCCUGCUGCCAAGGCAUUGCUCAGCAAGAGAGGUUCCCAGCCACAGGAUGUAGAAGAGAAGGAAGCUGCAGCCUCACCUCCAAAUACUAGUGAGGGAGUCAGUCUCAGUGUCUCCAAUGCAGACAAAGAAGCCUCCAAGUCCCACACCACCUCUCCAGAGGAAGGAUCCAGUGCCAAGUCAGUGACAUUCAAGUCUCCUGACACACAGGCCUUGGAAGCUCAGGGGCCUUUCAACAGCAUGCUGGAACUGAUGAGAGCCGGCUUCAGAGAGACACGCACGCUGAGGCCAGCAGUGGAGUACGUUCAUCCAGAGAGCAGCGAGAGGCUGGUGUUGACUCGUGAUGGGAGUCAAGUGUUGGUGUGCACUGUCUUGAGUGUCUUCCACAACUCCAGCAGUGGCAGUAGCAGCAGCAGCAGCCGUAGGAUCUCUGAUGUGAGCAGCCUGUCCACCACCACCAGUUCUUCUGGUUACCUUGGAGACAAGAGCUCUUCGUCCUCGGGGUCCUCGCGCCGCACCUCCAUCAUCUCUAGCAUCGAGUCCUCUCGAUUGUCCAUAGGCAGUGUGGUGACACUGUCUUCCCCACCUCGGCCCCAGAAGGAAGCAGCCUUCCUGGUGCCUGCCGUGGGGUCUAGAGGCCAGGUUGAGGGUGACUCCCCCAAGGUGGUGGAGCAGGUGUGUCUUGACUCCCCGCCAAAGAAAACUGCUGGGCCAGCUCCCUCCAGCAAUGACGGCAGCCCCAGGACUCCUAGCCGGCGGGGGAGAGGCAGGGCCCGCGGUCGUCCCAGAGGGCGGGAAGCCAGCCGUGGCACCUCCAGGAGAGGUCGAGGCCGAGGUCGGGGCAGGGCAGUGGUUGCAAGACCCUCAGAUGACUCUGAUACAGAUGAUGAGGAUGCCUUCUGCCCACCCAAUAGUCCCAACCCACCUGAACAAGACAACGAGGAGCUGCCACCUGGCCUGUCAGACUUGCGAGGGUCCCUGCCGCCAGAGGUGUGGAGGAUGCUGCAGGCCUCGCAGGCACCACUCUCAGAGGAAGAGGAGGAGGCAUUUGUGGGGCGUGUGGGUGGGGACUCAGAGCAGCAGCUGGCACACAUCCUGAGGCGGGUGCGUGAGGUGGAGCUGGAGCCUGACCUACUGGUGUUUGCACGCUUCACUGAUAAUAAGUUUUACUCGGCCGUUCUGCGGGAUCGCGACGGCACGGACCGUUGGCACGUGCAGUUCACCUUGGACCAAUACGAGGCGUCGGUGCGGGAGGUGUACCUACUGCCCACAGCCCUGCUGCCCCGGGGCCAGGCCUGCUAUGUGCGGCAGCACUCAGACUCUGAACACUACAGUGACAUGGGUGUGGUGAAGGGCCACAUUAGAGUGGGCAGCACAAUCUUGCACAUCGUGGAAACAGACCGUGGCGCCACACAGCGCGUGCCACACUCGCACCUCCUCCUCAGUGGUGCCCAGGCCCACCACAUGUUACAGGCAAGACACAACUUCCGCUCAAUGGUCGCCUCACCGGGCAGAGACGUGUCCCUGGACAACAUCGUGGCUGGGCGGAGGCGGCGGCAGCAGCAGGAUAAGCAGUUCUACUCGCCACGCUCCAAGAAGGCCGACGACAACCUGGACACCAGUGAGGCCACUGCUGGGGAGGGUGACGAGCUGCAUGAGCUGGCGGGCUCCAGCAGGACACCAAGCAGCAGGAAAGCUGCCCGGGGACGCAACCUGUAUGCUGUGGCAGAGGAGAGUGAUGCAGAAGUCACGCCGAAGAAGAGGAGACUUGGCACAACCCCAAGGGGAUCCCGAACCCCUCGUGGUGCCCACCGGAACCGAGGCACUGCGAGGACCCUCAUGCAGGAGAGAGACUGCCAGCUGCAGGAGGAACUGGCAGCCCAGGUGGAAGUGAUGCACUCCCCUCUCCUGGCCACUCCGCCAAAGAAGCGUGGCCGUCCCCCAGGCCAGUCCAGUAGUACCCUGACACCUGUGAGAGAACCCAAGCUGGACGACAUGCCAGAGGACCCCAGCUUGGGACCACUGCCUCCCGUAGGAUCCCAGAUGUUCAAGGGCUACACCAUCCUAAUGACCAGCGGCGACAGCAGCAUCCGCAAGAACCAGAGUCUGGACAAUGAGAACCUCCCACCAUUUGACAAGGAGUACAUGGCUGCCCAAAUCCGCCGUGGAAGUGGAAACGUCUUGGAAAAAUACUCAGAGGCAGAGAUCAUUCUGGCAGAACAAGGCACCAGCUCCUCUGUUACCAAGAUGCCACAGAAGACAAAGAAGAAGAGUGGUUGUCCAUCCUCCAGCAACACCACUCUCCUCCUCAUCUCCAACACUCACUGCCGCACCGCCAAGUACAUCCAGUGCUUGGCCUCUGGGGUGCCCAUUGUCUCCUUCCAGUGGGUCAUCAACUCAUGCAAGCAGAACAAAGCACUGCCAUGGAAGCUGUACCUUUUACCAUCUGGUGAGCAAGAGUCAGGAGAAGUCUGUGAGCAGAACCUGUUGGAGGAGGAGGAGGGCGGGUUCCUCAUGCGGAGAUACCUGCUGUCAGGGCAGCGCAUAUUCCUGGGCUCCUCGGACAAUUCUGAAUUCUGUCCCCUGUGGCAGCCUCUGCUGGACUCAGCGGGAGCCAAAGUCAGAGUGCGGCCCAGAACAGGAAAUCUGAACCGCGUGUUGGACAAGAGUAUGACGCUGGUGGUGGGGGACAGCAGCCUGCCCCAAGACGAAGAGCAGCGGGCCAGACAGCUGGGCCUGCCUGUAGUGUCCACUGAGUGGGUGAUCCAGUCCCUCAUUCAGGGCACGCAGCUUUCCCAUGAGUCCUUCCUGCGGCCACUGGGGAGGCCGUCGGGCUCCAGCGCCAGAGGGGAAAACUGAACUCUGGAUUUACAAAGUGGAGAGUAUGUUAAUAGGAACCAGUUUUUGGCUAGAUUGCCAUAGAAGAGUUUUUUGACACAUUUCCCUGUCUGUGGAGAUGAGAAGUUUUAUGUGUGUAGAUGAAGAUACAACAGUAAGGAAUUUUCCUCCUCACUUCCACCUGGAUUGUAACUGUUGCACCACAAUUGAGCCUCAGUGUAGUGUUCUGUAUAAAGCUUGUUGUCACAGUAGAUUUUGGUAGGCAGCAAGUAGGAGGUGAAUCAUAUCAUUUCAAUUCCAUCAUUAAUUAUAUACAUUCAUAUAAUGUCAUACUUAUUUUAGAUUUCAAACCUCCAUCAUCUCUCCUCUGAAGGAACCAUUAGGAAAGAUGGAUUAACAGACAAGGUUUUAAAAUUUCUGUAUUGAUAUUUUUAUUACUUCUGAAAUUGAUAUGCACAUACUUGUGACCUAGUACAAUUUAGGGUUUGGCAGUGUGUGCCUCCCUAGCAGGUUGACCAAACUUGACCUGAGCCAGAGGUGCAGCACUGGCUGAGAGGCCUCACAAGGCGAGUGUUAGCCCACACUGGCUCCCUGGCUCCUUGGCUCGCUGGCUCGCUGCCAGCCAGAGCCCCAUGAGUCCACAAACAUGUUAAUGUCCUGCUCACAAGGAGAGGGUAUUUCUCUUGGCAAGAAAUUUUUACAAAUCAGCAUACAAGUCCAUCUAUUCUUUUUGUAAGUGCUGUCGGCUGUGUGUGCAUGUGUUUGUGUGUGUGUACAUAGGAAUAUGCAGAUAUGAGUUUAGCAUAGUGAUAAUUACAUUUUUUAUGACUGCAGAAUGAAUCUUGUUAGCGUGUGCUGAAAACAAACCUUAAAGACUGAAGCACAAAGCUACAUGGGGUGAGGUGGUGGUCUCACUCUGCCAGAGAAGCUGUCAGGACAUUGUAAAAGGUUGGCGUGUAUGGUAGCUGUUGGUUAAAUCGCACUUUAUUUUGUAAGUUUUUAUAAUUGCAUCAAAUGUGCCAUAAGUUUGGGAACAGAGGAACUGAGGCACACAAGUGAAAAAUACUCAAGAUGCAAUCCAAAAAUCCCUGUCUGUUUGUUUGAAGGAUUUGGGCAACCAGAGGCAGUUAACUGGCAUAGUCAAGUUACAUAGAGGUUGAUGCACAACUUACUCAAUUUAGUAAUCCAGUGAUAGAGGCAGCAGUCCACCAUGAGCAGUGGUCUCCUCACACCUGUGCCCCAUCAAUCAAUCAGUCAGCUGUGUUGUGUUAAGAAAGUUCCAUUGGAUAACCCAUUACAUAGAUAAAAAUAAUUUAUUCAGAAACAUUGUGAAGGACAGUACUUUGAAAAAAUAUGAUUAAGAAUAAUAAUAAACACUUUACAUUAUUGUUGGAAAUAAAGAGGAAAUGUAUGAAGACUCAUCUGAAGUAAAGGAAAUAGGCAAGAGGAGAAACCAGUUCAAAGGCUGUCUCCUGGCCUGGAGCAGAACUUCGGAAGUCCUUCAAGCAUACAGUUUGGGAACCUUGCAUUGCAUCUCCUAGACCAAGACGUUGGACAUUGGAGUACUGCAGCAAUAAAAUCAGCACCUGUUUGUUUUGUUGUUGUUUGGACUUGACAGGGAUAAAUGUGACAUCUAUGUAUAUUACCUAAGUUUACCUUCACCAGAUGUUACCAAGGAUCUCUUUUUCAUUCACCAACAAGGAAAGACAAAUAUGUGGUCAGGGCUUGUACCUCCCCACCUGCUUUGUGUGUGGAGCCACUGGUGGCUUCCCUGCCUAGUACAGUCAUGGUCACUAGUCAAGCAACAUAAUAGACACCACCCAACUUGAGUUAGUUUGCAGAUGGUCAUUUAUAAAUCAUUAUGUUCAUAAGUCCUUAAUUGUACAAAUAUAAUAUGUACUCACUAUUUACUCUAUUGGAAACAUGUGCUAAUUUCCUAUUUUUUCCUGCCAUCACUUAUUUUAUUUUAUUAUUUUUUUAUUUUUUUUUUAUUUAUUAUUAUUUUUUUUUUUAGAUGGCCAUUGAGAUGGCUUGACAGUUCUUAGCAGUGUUGCCACUGUUGCCAGCCUUAUGCUUGUCACCAGUCAUGACUGAUAAUCAAAAAGUGAAAAAGUAUUAAUAAUGCAAAAAAAUCUUUGGGCAUAAUUAAACAGGUCUUAGCAGAUAGGGAGUUGAGUGUAAACAACAUGGUGGCUCUCUCUUUUGGUCUGCUGCAGCCCAGUGUGGGUAGCAGCAAAAGGUGGCGCUAGGUGGGAGACAUGGUGAAUUCAAAUCUGUAGUGUAGUGUCAAAUAUUGUGGACCUGUAGGGAUUCUUGUUUGUUGGGGAGUGUCUGUACUUCCACUGCUCAGCUUGUUCAUACAUUCUGAAUUGAUGUGAUCUUAUGAAGCCUGUUAACUUUACGGAUUGCAGGGAGAUCAAGGGACUUCAGGGAGAAAACAGCAUUAUGAGUCAGGGACAGGCUACUUAACUUUUGACCAUGACUGUGCCUGCAGGUGUGUGUGUGUGUGUGUGUGUGUGUGUGUGUGUGUGUGUGUGUGUGUGUGUGUGUGUGUGUGUGUGUGUGUGUGUGUGUGUGUGUGUGUGUCUCAUAGGCUAUCUUGACAAGGCAACAUCAGCACCACACACGUAUAUUUCCUCAUCUUAUAUACUUUUUGUCUCAUCAUUUCAGUGCUAAUUCAUUCUUUCUGAUCAUCAUUCCCUCCCUAGAAUCAUCACUUUAUGAAACUUUUAGUUAUUCCUACAUUCCAACUCAAUUUGUUAAUGUUCACUUACCUUCAUUUAAAUAUUCACUUAUAGAAUUUCUAUUGAUUUGUGUUUUCGUUUGUGUAUUUUUGUAUUGUACAUAUAUUGAUUUAUUAUUGUGCAAAAUUUGCACCAUAAUAUUUUGUAAGUAUCUCAAAUUCUUAUAAGUUUGUACAUAGUUUCUUUUUUUUAUUUUUUUUUUUUUCAGGCAAUAAAGUGUUUUGUUUUUAUCAGUGGUCUCCCAGUAUAUUUGUUGUGUACAGGUUGGUUUGUUUACAGGAUGGAUUGAUAAGUCCUUGAUAAGUCAUAAGAUUGGCUUAUAGCUGCACCAAUUUUUGUGGUGCCUUUAUUUUAGAAUCUAGCACCAGCAUAAUGCUCUUACUCUGCCCAUCCUCUUGUGACUUUGUCUCCCUGCCACACAUUCCCCACUUUUCUCCCAACAUACUUGCUUUGCUGCCUUUCCUCAGCUUCCCUUCUCUCUUUUGAACUUGAUGUCAUUCCUUCACUUUUUUUUUUUUUUUUUUUUUUUUUUUUUAAACUCUCCUCCACAUAAUAUCCUAGUUUUUCCUUAACUUUUCUCUUUCCCACAUCCCUUUCCUCUCAUGCUCUCAUCUCUCUUUUCUUUCCAGCAGUGCCAAGUGUCUGGCACACACUCAUCCUCCCUCCAGUCAGUCAUUCAGUCAAUCCUCAUCCUCAUGACAGGAACACCUUCAACACAAGCACAUAACACAUUACUUCCGAAUUAUAACUAAAUAGUGAUAUGGCUUCCCAUACUUUUUAGUAAUGAUGUUACUCUGUGAAGGUUUGUCCAGCAUGGGCAGGGUGUAGAGCAGGAGGGCCUCAGACUGAUGUGUUCUCUGACAGUUGGCUGUGACUUGUGACAUUAUGCCACAUGGUUGUCUGAUCUUGCUGUGUCUCCCAUACUCAUCCUAGAGCUGCUGCUGGCUGUGUCCUCCAGGUGAUGGAUAAAUCUUCAUUGUGUACUAGUGUCUUGUGUAAUUUGAACCUCCUGGUCUUCCUUCUUAAAGUGUAAAUGAAAAAAAUUAUACCUAGGCAAUAUCUUGAGCAUUGCAUGAAAUGUGAUGAUUUAUUAUUAUAAUUGUUGCUGUUAUUAUUAUUAUUAUGUUGUUAUUGUGAUUAUUAUUGCAAGGCUAGAGCAUGAAAAAUUACUUUAUCAAAUACUCUUUCUGACCUGAUACUUAAUGUUUCCAGUCAGAAGAUAAUUUGGUUAGGUCUUUUUUCAGAGUGCUCAUUAAGGGUGUGUGUGUGUGUUUGCGUACGUGUGUGUGUGUGUGUGUUUGCGUUUGCGUACGCGUGUGUGCACGCGUGCCUGCGUGUGUGUGCUUACAUGUAUACAUACACAUGUGUAUGUUUGUUGUUUGGAUGUCUGUGUUUGGACACCAGGAAGUGGUAAAGAGGCAGUAUCCAAAGAUAGGUAAGAGGGUUAGACUGCAUGAACUAAAGGUGAAUGUAUAGACAAAGAAAGGUAUUAUUUCUUUUGUUCAUAUUAUUAUUAUUCUAGGUUGAAUUAGCAAAUUCCUAAUUUUUGGUUUAUAAGGAUCAUUGUGCCACUAAUGUCUGUGAUCUUGGAUACUUGCAGCUUUAACAUUUAUUAUAGCCAUUAUAUGGUUUGAAUAUUAAUCAUGUCUUAGGAAACUUUUUUUAUUGCUAAUGUUCUAUGUAGAAUGUAUUGAGAAAAUGUGUUGGUGUGGAUAUAUGUCAGUUUAUGUGACAUACAUGAGGGAGAGAGAAAGAGAGGGUGUGUGUAGCUAUGAUAUAUAUUAAGUUGGGUUCUACUUAAUUCAGCUUACUCCUGAUAUUAAUGCUGAAGAUGUCACUGCAGAUCUGUCUUUUUUUGUGUCAGGCACUGAGAGGCAAACGUAUGCCAUGACUUACCUGUGUGGGGUCGUGUUUGUCAGUAUUCAUAAUCUGCAGUCUCAUUCAGUGCUGGUGUUCAAGAGUGCAGUUGUUUUGCUCUGAUUCUCAUUGGGAUGAAUUCCGUUCAAGGAGCCAGUGAGCUUGCAAGACUCAAGAUUCACUCAAUGCUUCGUGCAGUGACUUGGUUCUCAUGUAAAUUGUGAUGGUUGUAAAUCAUUGCAUUUGUAUUUUUAACCAUAUUGGUGAGAGAAAAAUUGUCACUGUUCUUUUAAUUUCUGAUUUUAUAUGUUAAGAGAUUUGUUUUAUUUAUAUUUCAAGAGAAGGUUAUCUUGUAAAAUAACUGCCGUGUUCUAAUAGGAUACACUCUUAGAACAUGGACACAUUUUUCUGCUCAAAUUCAUCUUGAAGUGAACCUGUAGAAAUUCUAUCUCUUUAUCCUCAAUUAGUGACUGCAGUGUUGUGUAGAAAGAUCCACAUAAUGUUUGACAAAGUGUAAAUUUUGUUCCUUCUUGAUGUGUUAGGUACAGUCAUGGUCAGAAGUCCAGGAACAGCACACCUUCACAGUGUUUGGUGCUUUCCUUCACUCUAACUCCACUCAUGCAUAAAGAGUGUCGAUGAUCAGAGUAAGCAAGGAAGUUGUAACCAUACGAGAAGAAUGAGGACUAAGGUUAUAUGUUAGAAGACAGUAGAAAUGAGUGGAGAAAUACAUUUGAUUUUUGGCUGUGAGUGUACACUAAUACUGGUUGAACUACCUAUUAUGGAGUGACUGAAGGGUGCACAGAUGCUAGCUAUGACCAGUGAGCUUUGUGAGUGACAGUGUGAGAUGGCUUGUUGAAAGAAAUUACUUGAGUGGUUGUCACUGGUUAUCUUUAUUUGCAUUACACUGGUCUGCAAUGUUUUCAAGGUCUAACAUAUAAUACAUGAUUUUAGACCAGUUUUUUUACACUGAAUCCAAUUAUCAUGCUCAUUUUACUAAAUCAGAUCAGGUUAAUGAAAUAUUAGCACAUUAAAAAUAUCCUAAAUUCCGAUCUAUUUCUAGGUGAAUAAAAGGCAAUAUUGAAAAUAUUAGACCGAUUUAUUCACAGAAGGCUUACAAAAUAUUUUGAAUAGAUAUCAAGAAGAGUAUAAUGAACUAAGGGAGCUACUCAUGGAUGAAUGGUCUCUUCAGGGGCUUCCGUUGUGCUGAUCAGACUGCGCAUCUCUCUUUCGGCACCAGCAGUAGUCGGCCAGAAAGUUGACAUCCAAUCGGCCUUGAUAACGUUCCUCCAUAACUCUGAUAUAUUGGUGAAAGCACUCGCCCUGUUCUUCACUGACCCACAAUUUUCUGGAAACUAGUCCAGAUGAGACCGGAGGAAGUGCAUUUUCACUGACGUGCGCACCAAGUUAACGGAAAUUCUCCAUUAACUCAUCAACCACCUUCUGAUACUGGGAACUUCUGUGGUUGCCAAGGAAGUUUGCAAUGACUGGCUAAAGGGACAACCAGGCUGAUAGUUCAGCAGGAUUCAGUGCAUCAUCAAAACUAGUAUCCUUGAUGAGUUUCCUUAUUUGAGGACCAUCAAAUAUUCCUGCCUUAAUUUUCUCCAUGCUUUUUCGUUGAAAUUUCUGAUGUAAGAAAGCAAAUCCUCCACCUUCCCUGUCCAAUGCCUUUACAAAGUUGUUCAUUAGACUGAGUUUGAUGUGGAGGGGUGGAAGCAAUAUCUUGCUCAGUUCAACCAAAGGGUGGGACAAAAUGUUGUGUGACCCAGGUUUUAAUCCUUGUCUUGAUGGCCACUCUUGUCUGACAUAAUGCUGGUCAUCAACAAGGCUAUCCCAUAAGCACAGAAAGCAUGGAUACUUUGUGUAACCACCUCGAAGUCCUAGGAUGAGUCCAACAACUUUAGGAUCUCCACAGAUCAACCAUUUAUGUUUCUGGUAGUUCAGAGCAGACAACAGACGUUCCAUACUUUUGUGGGAUUCUUUCAUUUCAACUGAGUGCCCAACAGGGAUCGAUGAAAACUUGUUUGCGAUAUUCAGAAGAACUGCUUUGAGACUUCUGUUAGAUGAAUCAAUGAAAAGUCUCCAUUCCAUAGGAUCAUACUUCAGACCAAGUAAUUCAAUCAGGUCAGCAAUAUUGCUACAGUAAACCAGUGAAGAUGUUUCAUCAAACAUGAAAAAAUUUCUAAAUUCUCUCUCGGUCCUGACAUCAAUAGAAUGUUGUUCCUGGCGCCAGUAGACGUUUCUCUCGAAAACGAGAACCCAGUAUCUGGGCAGACUCCUUCGAAAGGUUCAGGUCUCAUGUCAGGUCAUUGAGUUCGGCUUGGGUCAAACGCACCGGUUGGUCGUCGUCUUCCGGCCUGUAUUAAUCACACUUGGCUGUAUCAAUCGUGUCACUAGAUUUGGAAUCAGAACUAGAUUCCAUGGUGACAUUUAGCUCAGAAACAGGAAGAUCAGGGACAUGGGGGACUGGUUUUAUGGCAGAAGGAACAUCAGGGUAUUGAACAUGGUGCUUGUUCUUGCAAUUGAUGCCUUUUAGAUUUGUCAUGCAAAAGUAGUAGUCGGUAACAUGAUCUUUCCCUUCCCUCCUCACCAUUGGGACACCAAAUGGUAUACUCUUCCUUUUCUUCUUCCUCCAAUCCUGUAAGUUCUCUACACAUGUUUUGCAAUAGAUAUUUUGACUCCAAAGUAAGCGUGAUGUGCCUUCUUCACAAAAUCAAUGAUUUUUGCUUGACGGUCUGGCAGAAUAACAUGUCCGCAGAUGUAACAAAACCUAUUAGGAUGUUUUUUACACUUCCAAUCCAUUUUUAUAGACCUAAAAAGCAGAAAUGAAAAUAUUUAUUAAAGGUUACCUACUACCUGGUUUUGCAAAAACAAAGCCCAUAAAUGCUUGGAUUGCAAUAUUUUAGAAAAAUAUGCUGGAAAAGAAGUUGACUGUAUCUUAGAAACCGGACAUGACCCGGGAAAAUAAACUGUAUUUUUUAAUUCAGCAUGUAAAAAUGGUCACAAAUCAGUUGGAAAACCAUUGACCUUUUCAAAAAAGUUUUGAAAUGCAGACCAGUGUUAUAUAUGAAAGGAAUUGUUUCUUUUGUAUUGAAUUAGUGGCAUGAUCAGUAAUCUGCUUCUAGUUUUUCUUUUUUUAUCAAAAGGAUUAUUUUCUAAAACUUCACAUUAGAAAGCCAAACUGUGAAAUGGGCAAACUUGUGUAAUCUGCCCUAUAUGUUUCCUUAUCUCUGGUUGCCAGUGUAUUGUGUUUAUCCAAUCAAAAUCCAAUCAGGUUAAAGAUACCACUAGCCAACAAUUGACAGGUUGUAUGAUUGAUAUUUGGCAGAUGACAGGCACCAGUCCCCUAAGGAAUAAUGUUGUAAUUACAGUACAUAUCAGCUGCUAUUAGAGUUUGUGAGGACAGAAGCGCUUGUGUUGAUGACGAGUUUGACAGGCAAUGCCCUGCCUCACCCCUGGACUCAUCACACACAGCAGGCAGCAUGCAGUCAGGCAUUGAAUUUCCUUCAUUUUUAGAGCUGUGCAGUCACAUAAAAAAAAUAAGAAAUAAAUAAGAAAAAAAAUGUAGGUUAAGGUUUUAUCACCAAUGUAUGAGGAUAUGAGAAAAAUGUGUGUGUGCGUGAGUGUGUGUGCAACGUCAUAUGCAAGUUAUUUUUUACCCGUUUUGUCAAAUCUUUCAGAAAAAAAAGUGCAAACACCCAAAGAAAAUUAAUGUAGUGCCCUUUUAAAACUUGUACAUUAUCACCACCACCACCACCACCACCCCACUGUGAGGACAUCCACCUCUUAACAUUAAGCUCUGUACAACCCUUCACACCAGGAAUACAUUCAUAGUCUGUGCCAUAAAUGUCAAAGAGCG
This is a messenger RNA of Portunus trituberculatus (swimming crab), 14714 nucleotides long. Its product is annotated as TP53-binding protein 1-like. Gene Ontology annotation, cellular component: nucleus. The coding region runs from base 801 to 6278 and encodes 1825 amino acids. The transcript is spliced from 15 exons. Gene Ontology annotation, molecular function: histone binding. Gene Ontology annotation, biological process: DNA damage checkpoint signaling; positive regulation of transcription by RNA polymerase II. The record is from RefSeq and is a predicted model, not a curated record. Lineage: Eukaryota; Metazoa; Arthropoda; Malacostraca; Decapoda; Portunidae.